Molecule: messenger RNA, 7254 nt
Organism: Xenopus tropicalis (tropical clawed frog)
Lineage: Eukaryota; Metazoa; Chordata; Amphibia; Anura; Pipidae
Gene: rbsn
Product: rabenosyn, RAB effector
Exons: 12
Coding region: 6-2459 (817 amino acids)
Molecular function (GO): metal ion binding
Source: RefSeq, a predicted model, not a curated record
UAUCGAUGACUCGGCUAUCUACUCCUAUUUCUCAGGCUGAGUGGCAGCCCGGACUGGGACGACAGAGCAAUCGAUUCGGGAGUGACAGCCAUGGCGCCCGGAGAACUGACAGGGAGUCACUAUUGGAAGCGGCGGCUGUAGAAGAAGGAAUUGUAGCGGGCAGCGAGUGGAUACCAUACACCAGCAUGGCAUCAUUCGAUGAGCAGGGGGAAGUCAGAGAAGGGUUCCUUUGCCCUUUGUGCCUGAAAGAUCUUCAGUCUUUCUACCAGCUCCAGUCGCAUUAUGAAGAAGAGCACAGUGAGGACAGAGACGUAAAAGGGCAGCUGAAAAGCCUUGUACAAAUUGCCAAGAAAGCGAAAAACAAGUUGCUGAAGAGAGAUGGCGGCGAGCGAGCAGAAGGCGGUAGCCAAGAGCGGUAUGAGGCUUACAGCUAUGGAGGAGUGGAUCCUUGCAUGUGGGACCCUCAGGAGAUUGGUGCUAUGAGGAGUCAUCUGUCAAACUUCAAAAGGCAUCGGGCCGCCCGGAUUGAUCAUUAUGUAGUGGAAGUGAAUAAACUGAUUAUCCGGUUAGAAAAGCUGACAUCGUUUGACAGAGUGAAUACAGAAUCUGUUAAGAUAAGAGCCAUAGAGAAAUCAGUGGUUUCAUGGGUAAGUGACCAGGACGUGCCGUUUUGCCCAGAUUGUGGGAAUAAGUUCACCAUCCGGAACAGACGGCAUCAUUGUCGACUUUGUGGAUCCAUCAUGUGCAAGAGAUGUACAGAAUUGAUCACCCUCCCAUUUGCAAGCAAGCUGACCAGUGCCAGCAAACACUCACUGUCUGCACAUGGCAGCCCCAACUUGUCCCCCAGCAGCAGUGCCCAGACAUCCCGCAGGGGUAGCAUCAGUAGCCUCAGCAGUGUGAGCUCCGUGCUGGAGGAGAAGGACGAUGACAAGAUACGUUGCUGCCACCACUGCAAGGACACGUUGCUGAAACGCGAGCAGCAGCUGGAUGAGAAAGAGCAUACUCCUGAGAUUGUAAAGUACUACCAGAAACUUCGAAGCUGUAUGGAGAAGGUUGAUGAGAAAGCGCCCGAGUAUAUCAAAAUGGCUCAGUCUAUCAAUGCUGGGGAGACAACCUACAAUUUGGACCAUACCAAUAACCUGCGGGUUGAGUUGCAAAAAUACUACGAGUUAAUAGAUGCAUUAAGCAAGAAGAUUCUCACCCUUGGAAUGAAUGAAGAACCCAAGCCUCACCCUAAAACACAGCAGUUACAGAAGAUGGUGAGAUAUUCGGCCACCUUGUUUGUUCAGGAAAAAUUACUGGGCUUAAUGUCUUUGCCAACUAAAGAAAUAUACGAGGAGCUUAAACAGAAGCGGAGGCAAGAGAAUGAGCAGAAACUGCAGAGAGAGCGACAGGCUGAAGCACAGAAGGCCGGUGAUGACAAGAAAAGGGAUGUACGCAAUGGUGGUCUGUCUCCGAGUGGUCAGAUUCGCAAAGUUGAGGGCUGGCUUCCGACAUCCGGACACCCUCGAAACAGAGAGAUGUCAGACCCCCUUCUCCAGCAGAUUGAAAACAUCACAUCGUACAUCCGGCAAGCCAAAGAUGCUGGGCGAGUGGACGAGGUGCAGAUGCUGGAGGAUAACCUUAGACAACUGCAGGAGGAGUACGACGAGCAGCAGGUGGAAACAGCCAUCCAGAUGUCCAAGGUUCUGGCUGAGGAGGAGGCCAUGCAGAGGGAGCAGCUGGAAGUGCUGAGGAAAAGAGAGGUGAAACGCGAGCAACUCAAAGGCUUAGCUCAACACAACAGAACUCAUUCAUUGGAUUUUAGAGAGCAGGGACAGCCAAUGGGGUGGCAGGAAAAACAGACAGCAGCUCUGGACCUACAAUUUCCCAAACGUGACCUCAACGAAUCCCUUCCAUCCCAGCGUGUUACUGAAAGCAAACUGGAUGUGGAGGACUACCAUGUACUUCCAAAUCACUCCAUGACCACAACCCCUGUUUUGCCCAAAGUGGAGAAGAGUAAAGUUACACCCUCUAACCCUUUCGAAGAUGAGGAUGAUGAACCAGCACCUUUGCUUCCUCUCCACACACAUCACAAUGGUAGGAAGGAGUAUAAUCCCUUUGACGAGAAUGAUGAGAAUGGCUUGGAUAGUAAGGAAGAGGAUAAUAAACAUUUAACAGCCCCUGCCUCAAGCAAUCCCUUUGAAUGCUCCACAGACAGUAAUAGCGCAUCAGGUAUUUCCCAGAAUCCCUUUGAAACUGAUGAGGAUCAGAUCCCAGGAAACCCAUUUGAGGACAGUGAGGAGACCCAGGAUGAAGAGGUCAUAGAAGAAGAUCUGCUGCUGCAACAGAUUGAUAACAUCAAGGCGUACAUCUUUGAUGCCAAGCACAGUGGCCGGCUGGAUGAAGUAGAGGUUCUAACUGAGAAUCUGCGAGAACUGAAGAAGACACUUGCCAAACAGAAGGAGCAAAUUAAAUAACACAGAGUGGUGAGAAAAACACCUCCAUGGGGCCGAACAGCGGGUCAUGCUCAGAGUUCUGGAUCAUUUAAAACCUUUGCAGUCCUGGGCACUUGUAGCACCAAAAGGGUUAUGUGGUCAAGAUUGUGGCUUUUCAGUGCCCAUUCAGUUUUCAUUGUCACAUAUAGGCUUCCAAUUUGUUUCUUUUCAGUAGGCAGUAAAGUAUUGCAGCUUGGUUUGUUACAUGAUUUCAUUGGUUACAUCCACUUUUACAUAUGAAUGGGAGCUGCCAAUAUGCUUGUCCCAGCAUCUGUCCUCAGCUGAAAGCAGCAAUCUGACAGCUACCAUGUCUGUGUAAUAUAUACAGAGAUAGAAUGAUCUUUGCAAACAGUAUGGGAAGAUAAAUGCAAAGUCACUUAUAAAUAGGGUAUACCACCCUUUAAAGGGCAUUAUACCAUUAGGAGUAAGUGGUUAUUAUUUUCUCAGUCAUCCAAUGCAUUGCUUCAUGCUGUGAUGUGUAUGUGAUUGAUUGGGAGGGCCAUGCUGCCAUGAAAAACUCUAAAUAUCAGCCUUGGCCCCUUGUAUCAUAUCAGCUUAAAAAAGGGCUGUAGCCUAGACCAAUGUUUCUGUAAAAAAUACUUUUAUGCCUAUACAUAUGUUUUCCAUUAAUAAGGUUAGAUCUCAGAGCCACAGUCUGUCCUUAUUCCUUUGUGUAAGUAUAACAUAGUAAAUUCACACAGUGGGUCCAGUUUUAAAGUGGACAUAUACCCAACCCAUGUGACUAGAUAUGGAUGUAAAACCAAUUUAAUUUUUGUUGUUGGUUGGGGAUAGUUGCCCUUUAACAAACCCAUUAACAAGUGUUCAUGAAAGGAGCUCAUAAAACGCUAUUGGUCCCAGUUAACACUAACUAUGGACAACAUAUGUUUAAAAGGUAAAAAGGAAAUAGUGGUUUUAGUACAGGGUCAGGAUCUGUAAUUAUUUAGCACUUCAGGGCCAGUUUCAAGGGAAAGGACUGGCACGACAGAGACCAUAUUUUCUUAUCCUUUUACCUGUCAUUGAUCCAGGGCUCUGCCUCAUGGUAUGAUAACGUUGGCCACUUUAUUUAAUUGAAUUGGCCAUCACUCCGUAAAUGGGCUGAAAGCUAAGAAUGGAGUCCCACCUGUGAAUGUGUGACCUGGGGCGCUGCUCCCGCGUGUCCCCCUUGUGAGUUCAGAUUUGGCACAUGUGUAUUUAAGAACGUCUCACAGGGGAUGCCUGGGGCAAUAUGGUGGUGGCCCACUGUGCAGAUAUGAACCAGGGUGCUUUCUAAUGAAAUGGAGCAUCAACCUGGGGUUGGACAUAAGCGAUUUAGGUCACCGGGGGGGGGGGCAGUAACUAAUAAAUUGAUACCCCCUCAGUAACUUGAAAUUUCCGUAUUAGGACAAGUUUUUAGCUCUCUGACACUACUAUUUCUAGGGCUAAAAACAAAACCAUUAUACAUUUGCCCUUCCUUUAUCAUCUGACAUGUGACAGCAAAGGGAUUGAUUGAGGCAACCAAAUCCUUAAAUAUUGGCUGAACUGAAUAUUACCAAGUACAAAUCAUUCUUGGCCAAGUCCAAACUGAGUUCUGUUUUAUCUUUGAUUGUAUUUUGUAAAAACCACUUAUUCCAAGGCACAUAGGAACAAAUCUACAUGGAACAAAUACAGUGUGGGUGUAUGUGUGUUGGUGCGUGUGUGUAUGUGUGUUGGUGUGUGUACGCGUGUGUGCGCGGCAGUGCGCCAUAACCAAAAGCAGUAUUUGUACAAAGCAGAGUGAUAAGUGUGAGUUUUCUGAGAACAGUGUUUGCACUUUGUUAUUUAUACAAUGGCAACUGGGAGCUCCUACAGCUCUGACACUACAGGCCAACAUGGCCAGUGGCCAGGGGCAUAACUACAGACCUCUACAACUGAGGGGCACCCAUUAAGGACCCACAUUUACCCUGCUCCCUCCCUCCUGCUGGCCCCUGCACCUCCUGAUGUAUACAUGGAGAGGAGUGGGUUACAUGCAUUAUGGGGUGCACAGGCAAAUCAUUUGUCCCCUUGGGCACUGGGAGAAUGACAUUAAGCAUGUAUCAAGCUGCUUGUCCUUAGUUUUGUAUAACUGUUUGUUGGACAGUUUGCAUAAAGCCAGUGUUGUCACUGAUCCUGACUUGAUGUGGUUAAUAAGCUUAAUAUUACAUGCUUGGCGAUUGCAUUCGUUCUGAUUAUUCUGCCGUAUCUUCUCUGCUUUGAGAUGCUUUGCACUUACUAUACAGCCGGCUUCUCCCACCCUAAGGGUUAUACUUGGGCUAACAGCUCCCAACACUAAACCUCAUUAACCUGUUUCCCCAGAUAUUGUUGGACUAUAACUCACAGAAUGCUUUAACCCUUAAUUGUAUGCUGAAGAAUUCUAGGAGUUACAGUCCAGCAAUGUGCGACCCAAGGUUAAUAAAUGGGAGAAAGAUUCAAAUCCAACUGGUACCUCUGCUUAGUAGAUGCAAUGCAUGCCAGCCAUGGUGCCAGUGUGGAACCUUAAAUCAACUCCCAGAAUUCCUUUCUUUUAUACCCCCCAGUGCCAGCUGUGAUUGCUUGACAUGUUAUGCGCUUGUUAGCAGGAACUGAGCUGACUUUGUUCCCUUAAAAAUGUUUAUUUUCCUUAAUUCAGAUUCUAUUCAAGUAUUAUGAUUUAGUGUUAUGUCCAUGUAUGUCCUCACACCUGGAAAUAUAUAUAUGUAUAUUUACAUACUCACUGCCUCCGUCCUGUACAGUAGAGCAAAAUAUGUUUAUUGUUUUUAACCAUGUAUUUGUGUUUUAGCACCUUCUGCCGUAAUACUUUGUGUUGGUUUUUGUAUUUCCUAUGUUCCUGCAUUGGGUUAUGGGGCACAAAGCAUUGCCCUAUGAGUGGCGCUAAGAAAGGCUGCGGAUGGGCUUGGCAAGGGAAAGAUAUAUUGGUGUCACCAAAAGCUGCACCUACAUCUCACAACGUUCUGCCGCUAUAGAGCAAGCCGUCUCCUUGUUAGUGAUGGUGGAGAGCGGUGCUUUGUUUGCUGCAGCUCGGCAGAACUGAUCAGAGCCCUUUGUGUUCAGAGUUCUGCAUCAGGUCGGGUACCCACCAAAUGCCCACAAGUCAGAUGAGUUUCGGGCAGGAUCCCCAAUUCCCUGACUGUGGGUACCCAACUCAAAUGCAGACUCUCAUCCCCCCCAUUUCUCAUUUUCUCCCCCCUGACCUGGUUGAUCCGCCUCCGGGGUGUGCAGCAGGAACAGGAAAGGAGCCUAGUGGUUUAGUGGGCCCAGGUCGGGUUUUGGGUUAGCGCAGGCGUCCCCAACCUUUUUUACCCGUGAGCAACACCAGCAUUAAAAAAGUUCCUGGGGGAGACCAAAAAAGGCUGUAAUUGGUUAUUUUGUAGCCCCUAUGUGGAUUGGCAGAGUACAGUAGGCGCAGUUUGGUAGAACCUGUGGUCUUUAUGACUCCAAAACUUGCCUCCAAGUUAGAAAUCCAAGAAUGCAGAGCUGCUUUGAGGCCACUGGGGGAAGCAUCUAAGGGGUUGGGGAGCAACAUGUUACUCACAAGCCGGAUCUGGACCCAUGCAGAUCUCUACUUUGUGUGCCUCAGCACUACUUUCUUCAUCACUGUGCCCUUCCAAAAUUCUCACAGAUGUCCUUCAAAGCAGUGUGUCUGUUUCCCAGCUGUUAUUUGACCACAACUACCAGCAUCUCAGCCAGUUGUGACUUUACUUGUUAAUUGUAUGGAAAGCCAUUUGCUUUUGUUGCUGCUGGAUGCUGUAGUUCAGCAACACCUGGAAAGACUCUGUCUGCAGCUUAAUGUUGUCCAACAAAUGGCAUGUCGGGUAUCAGAGUGAUUAGCCUGUGGCUUAAAUAAGUGGAUUGUAUGUGGUUUAGCCAUCAAGGGGAUGGGCAAAUGCCACUGUUCCGUUUAAUGGGCCCUAUAGCUCAAACAAGGUUGCCAUACAUUAAUGCAGAUUAAUGCUGCCACUUUGGCCCAUUGAAACCAGGACGGCAGCUUAUCUGCCCGUGUAAGGGGCACACCGAUGGGCCUGCAGACCUAUCUCUGGGCAGAAAUUGGACAGAUGUUAAUCAGUCAAGUUUGAUUUUCCCAUUGGAUUGAAGACCGCAUCUGCAUGUUGAUGUGGUCCUUGAUCCAACAGACUGCAUAGCAGCAAAUAUGAUCCAGUCAUUGGCCUGAGGGCCCCAAUGAUCAGAUCAGCCUGAUACUGCCCAUCUCAAGGUGGGGAUAUAGGGGAAAGAUCUGCUUGUUUUGCAACUUUGCCAAGAAAGUAGAUCUUAGAAUAUAUGGGCAGGUUCUGUGGGCCCUUAUACUAACUCAUCUCUAGAUAACCAAAGCACCCACAAACAUAAAACUGUAUCUGGACAGACUGGCUGCAGUACAAUUGGAUAAUAGGAUGUUCAGAACUGCCUCCUACAGCCCCAUGUCUGCUCAGAAUCAGCGCUACUAUUAUAGGGCAUGGGGGGGCAGCUGCAAUCGCUGCCAUAAAGCAUCAUACUUACUGGGAACUUUAGUCACCCAGAGGGUUGCAGUUUGUCCAUCUCUAACCAUAGGGGCUUCUUUGCCUGUCUCUGUACUCCAUCUUGCUGACGGGGCCCUCUAUUGCCUUGCAGAACUAGUGGUGCUAAUAUCCUAAUCCAUGGGCUUUGGGUUAUUGCAGGGUUUUGGAACUUGUAGUUCAGCAACAGCCCGAGAGCCUUGGCUGGAAACUCUCUGUUCUAGGUCAGUUUUACUACAACAACUAAAAACUGGAAAUGUAUGAAACCUAAUAAACAAAACCUGUUUGUCAUGUGA